AUGUCGUCCAUGCGCAACGCCGUCCACCGACGGCAACACCGCGAGCGAGGCCAACUCCAAGGCCGUGAAAAAUGGGGUAUCCUCGAAAAGCACAAGGACUACUCCCUCCGCGCAAAAGACUACAACCAAAAGAAAGCCAAACUCGCCCGCCUCUCCGAAAAAGCCCGCGACCGCAACCCCGAUGAAUACGCCUUCGGCAUGAUGUCCUCCCACUCCGGGAAAGCAGGCAAACACGGUUCCGGAUCGCGCGACUCCGCCGCCAGCCUAAGCCACGAGGCGAUCAAGUUGCUGAAGACGCAGGAUGCGGCGUAUCUGCGGACCGUCGGGGAGAGGGUUAGGCGCGAGAUGGAGAGGGUUGAGCAGGAGGUUAGGUUGCAGGAGGGGAUGAGGGAAGUUCUUGGGGGGAAGGAGGAUGAUAAUAAGAAAGGGAAGGGGGAGGAGAUGAGUGAGGAUGAUGAGUUUGGGGGGUUUGAUUUUGGGGAUGAGGUUGAGGAGACCAAGCUGAAGAAGGUGGUUUUUGCGGGUGAUCGGGAGGAACAGAGGAAGUUGAAGAAUCGGAGGCUACGGGGGGAAGAGGAGGAGGAUGAGGAUGAGGAUAUGGACGAUUCCUUCGAACAACGGCUGAAACAGAAGAAAUCUCGGAAACAGCUCGAGGCGGAACGACAGAAGCUGGCUGACGAACGACGAGCACGCAAGCUGCGCAAGAGAGCUGUUGAGGCGCGAGAGAAUAAGCUCAAACACCUUCAAAAGCAAUUUGCUGAUAUCACCGCCGCGGAGCGCGAGCUGGACUGGCAACGAGGGCGGAUGGAUAACUCUGUUGGGGGGACGAAUAAGAAUGGCAUCAAGUGGAAGAUUCGGGAGAGGAAGAAAUAA
This is a messenger RNA of Aspergillus glaucus CBS 516.65, 873 nucleotides long. Its product is annotated as rRNA-processing protein UTP11. Gene Ontology annotation, biological process: rRNA processing. Gene Ontology annotation, cellular component: small-subunit processome; nucleolus. NCBI's taxonomy places the organism in Eukaryota, Fungi, Ascomycota, Eurotiomycetes, Eurotiales, Aspergillaceae. The transcript has 2 exons. Bases 1 to 873 code for a protein of 290 amino acids. The record is from RefSeq and is a predicted model, not a curated record.